This is a messenger RNA of Manihot esculenta (cassava), 694 nucleotides long. Its product is annotated as PRA1 family protein F2. The record is from RefSeq and is a predicted model, not a curated record. NCBI's taxonomy places the organism in Eukaryota, Viridiplantae, Streptophyta, Magnoliopsida, Malpighiales, Euphorbiaceae. The transcript has a single exon. The coding region runs from base 29 to 625 and encodes 198 amino acids.
UCAAAAUUCUCUCUUUUAAUCAAGAAAAAUGGCAAGCAAUGGAGCAGUGCAGAGGGCAAGCACCACCAUAAGAUCAGCCUCCACAGUUGAUUCCGGCAAGCCGAUAUCUUCAACAACAGGAACAAACUGGAACGAGUUCAAGUUUACAGAUUUCAAACUGGUAUGUCCCUUCAACUUCCCUUCAAGCCCAGAAGCAGCUGCUUUAAGAAUCAUCAGAAACCUGAAUCAUUUUGCUCUAUAUUACACUCAUUUUGUUUGGAUCAUACUGUUCAUCAGCCUAAUUCCCAAGAGAAAGUUGUCUCUGAUAUUGCUGGUGAUCAUGACAUAUGUGGGAUCUUUGUUCUUGUUACUGUUACGUGCAGUGCCAAGUUGUAGUAUUGUUCAUAGGAUUUUGGACAAACGAGUGGUGCUUUGUGUGAUUGUUGUUGCGACCAUGGUUGAGCUUGUCUUGACCCAUGCUGGUGUUCAUCUUCUUGCGUCGUUGGCGGGUUCUUUGCCGGUGGUUUUGGUUCAUGCUAUUUUGUGGGUUAGGGAAGAUUUCUCCGUUGAAGAGAAGAGCUCUGGUGGCGGUCCUGCUUCAGGGGAGAUGAUUCCUCUUGUGCAGGAGUCACCGGCUAUGGUGUGACGUUUUUUUUUUUUUUUUUUUUUCCAAAAAAAUAUUAAAUAAAUUCAAUAGUUAUUAUCUUUUGCUCAU